ACAUGGCUCAGUGUGCUGUACAAGGAAGUUUUAUCAUGUGGUCAGAUCAGAUAGAUGAGUAUGAUACGGUAGCCAGCCACACGUACUUAUACGUACCUCUAAUUAAAUUGGGUUUGUGACAACUACAAGCUUGUGUUAUUUAGCUAGAUAGAUCUAGUUACAACUCAUGGCUAUUGUACAAGUGCUUGUUGCUAGCAUUCUGCUUGCUAGCAACGCUCUGGCUGCAGCUGGAAGCAAGAACCAAACUCUGUACAUCCUAACACUACUGCCCUAUCCUUACAUCAACCCACUGUUUGAUCCCUCUUGGAGUGAAGGACCUCAAGUUUCUCUGGCUCUGGAAAUUGCUAAAGAAGAUAUCAAUAAUCAAAAUGCAAUUCUACCAGGCUAUCAAAUUGAACUGAUUGGUGGUGACUGUGGAUGUGAGUAUGUGGACAGAGCUUACGAAGCAAUAGGAAGCACUGCAUACUAUCCUGGUGUAUCCAAGAUGCCAAUCGGUAUAAUUGGUCCAGGCUGCUCGAGCUCAUCUCUUUCAGUCUCUUCAUUGACCAAUCGAGAGGCUUUAUCUUUUGUAACUGUUCAUGGGGGUGGCAGUCCAUUAUUGUCUGACAGAAUCAACCUCCCCUACUCACUUGGUACCCUUGGAUCUGCAGAAGCAUUUGCGAAUGUAACCAUCGAACUAAUGCGUGCAAAUAACUGGCAUAGAAUAGGAAUACUGUUCAAUGAAUUCCGACAAUUCUACUCCAGUACAGCGCAAAGUCUCCAUGACAUCAUAUCUUCUAACUCCACGUUAAGUAGUUAUUUGUCGCCAGUUUACGAUAGUACUUACAUUCCAUUGUCGGAGAUUAUACAACAAGGCAUUCGAAUAAACAUACUCUUCACACCAGUGAGGACCACACGGCAAGUGCUCUGUCUAGCUUUGCAUCGUGGGGUCGUGUAUCCAGCCUACCAGUGGAUCGUGACCAGCAAUACAUUCGAGGAUAUUGCUCAAAACGUGAACUUUGUGUUCAACAAUCAAGUCUAUAACUGUUCCGAGACAGAAAUGCGACAAACUGCUCUCAAUAGAGUCUCCUUUAUAAAUUACCGACUCUCCCAUAUUAACGAAUCAGCUCCUUCAACAUAUUCCAAGCGCUCCUUCAAAGAAUACGAUGCAUUAUUUCGGAACAGACUUCAAGAGCAUAAUUUACAGAACAAUGCCAACAUAACGUAUUCUGUUUGGACCACUUAUUUCUACGAUACCCUCUGGGCAUGGGCAGUAGUUUUGGACAGAGUCGCCAUUAGAGAGCCUAAUAUGGACCUCACCCAGUUUCGGUAUGGGAACACUUCGUUAUCUAAAUUGGUGCUCGAGGAAUUCUACGGUCUAGACUUUGAGGGGGUGUCAGGAAGGAUAAAGUUUAAUAAUGACUCGGGAUUUCUGAAUAGAGUUAUAUCUGUGUUUCAAGCAAAAGAUGGUAAUGUGACAGAAAUUGCUUACUUUGAUGGUGUGCACUUCAUAGUUAAAGAAGACCUAGAUGCCAUAGAGGGGGAAUUUCCGGAUAAAAACUUCAAUAUUGGCCCCGGUGUGUUUGCGGCUCUUUUCAUUGUGACUGUUCUAGAGCUGGUGAUAUUAAUAACACUCCAUGUGCUUACGAUAAAAUAUCGAUUCUCUCAAUCUGUAAAAGCCUCGAGCCCCAAGCUCAGUCUGCUAACCUUUAUUGGGUGCUAUCUCAUUAUAUUCACACUAUUCCUCUACAUGUUCAGGAGUUAUCUCUUGUUAGAUGAUUAUACCACAGUUUUUCUCUGCAACUUAACCUGGGCAUGGUUGCUUCCCAUCUCCUUCACGCUGGCAUACGGAACAGUGGCUGUUAGAACAUGGAGACUGCAUCGAAUCUUCACACACUAUCUCAAUCCAGGACGCUUCAUUGCUGACCACUACCUCAUGGCCUUUGUAUUCAUCUUGCUGGGUGUUGAUGUUCUAUUUGGUACUUUGUGGAUGGCCAUCGACCCACAGCAACUGGCCGUGAAGAAUGUUACUCAAGACGUUACAAAUUUUGUGGUUCGGACAUGCAGGGACAAUUCGUAUUGGUCUUAUGCAUUGGUAUUUGGAUACAGGGGAGUAUUGAUUGUCAUUGUUCUGGUGCUGGCAUUUCUGACUCGGAAUAUUCAGAACCAGUCAUUCAGAACUAAAACGCUGCGUGUCCUGGUUUAUCUCUCCAGUCUUACCUUGGCGGUUGGGUUUGUGCUCUUCUACUUGUUCCUAUUCUAUGGUCCUCCGUUAUCCCACGGACCUACUGUAUUUUUAAAUCUCACUUUCCAUGGAGUCCUGCUCCUGUUCAUAACGCUGAUUUGCCUGCCUCCCCUCAUACCAAAGCUGCGUGAAGAAUUCUAUAAAAAGUUUCCACACUUGAUCAAGACCCGUGAAGUUGAUUUUGAAAUCGAAACUGACUCUGAGAGCUGUGUGAUGGAGGGUUCUAGUCGAUUUUACAUAUGAAUUUUUUAUGGUGUGUUUUUUGUGUAUGCACGCUUAUUGCUUAUUCAUUUACUGUUGUUCAUUUAUACUGUGUAAUAAUUUCAUUGCUGCUAUAAUUAUACUCUUCACUCCAGAUAAUCUUUACUG
This is a messenger RNA of Halichondria panicea, 2593 nucleotides long. Its product is annotated as gamma-aminobutyric acid type B receptor subunit 1-like. Gene Ontology annotation, biological process: gamma-aminobutyric acid signaling pathway; G protein-coupled receptor signaling pathway. Gene Ontology annotation, cellular component: membrane; G protein-coupled receptor heterodimeric complex. The coding region runs from base 167 to 2467 and encodes 766 amino acids. The transcript has a single exon. Gene Ontology annotation, molecular function: G protein-coupled GABA receptor activity. The record is from RefSeq and is a predicted model, not a curated record. NCBI's taxonomy places the organism in Eukaryota, Metazoa, Porifera, Demospongiae, Suberitida, Halichondriidae.